Molecule: messenger RNA, 1464 nt
Organism: Diplodia corticola
Lineage: Eukaryota; Fungi; Ascomycota; Dothideomycetes; Botryosphaeriales; Botryosphaeriaceae
Product: moz protein represents a chromatin-associated acetyltransferase
Exons: 2
Coding region: 1-1464 (487 amino acids)
Cellular component (GO): mitochondrion
Source: RefSeq, a predicted model, not a curated record
AUGUCGACGCCGCGCUUGACCUUUCUCUACCCGCGCUUCAUUCGCCCCUUUCUCAUCUCCGAGGCAGGCGCAACCUACCCCUCAUCCUCCUCCCAAGCACCUCGCGCCGGGGUGAAACGCAGAUCGGCGAGACAGGGGCAGCCAGCAUGUCGGAAGGCGACAGAUGGAGGAGCAGGAGCGAGGGCCUUCGGCACCAGUGCGCACACUCGCCUGCCGCCCGGCCCGAUGCAGAGGUACGGCACUGCAAACGAGCCAUUGCCAUCACCACCUCCGGGAGCUUCCUCUGACGGUGCUAGUGGGGAUAAAGCGAAGGGCGUGGACAAGGCGGCGGGUGACAAGGACGGAAAGGCUGCUGCUGCUGCUGCUGCGGAUGGGAAGCAGGAUGCCGGAGCUGUCGCCGGCGGCGCGUCGAAGAAGAGUGCGUCUCCUCCGUCGCCGCCGCCGUCGCAAGAGCAGGACAAGCCGCAACAUCAGGGCGCCGCCCAGGAUGUCAAUGCCCCGCCCAAGGCCGCCUCCCCCACCAUCUUCGAAACGACUUCCCAAGGCGAGGCGCCCAACGGCCCUCCCAAGCCGUCACGAUCCGCUGCCAACAAUGGCAACGAGGUCGAGUCCAACCCGCUUGAGGCGGUCCUGCGCAUGCCGCCGCCGACGUCGCGCCCGGUCCACCUGACGACGCCGCGCUACGUGCACUUCUUCGAUACAUGGUCGCUGGUCAAGCAGCUGACGGGCUCGGGGUUCAGUGAAGCGCAGAGCGUAUCGCUGAUGAAGGCGAUCCGGGCGCAGCUCAACGAUAACGUAGAGCUCGCGCACGCGGGGCUUGUUGGCAAGUCGGACGUGGAGAAUGAGACGUAUCUCUUCCGCGCUGCGUGCUCAGAGCUACGGACUGAGGUGGGCAACAACAGGAAGGCGGAGAACGAGAGGAUGAGCACCCAACGGAACCAAUUGCAACACGAGGUUGACAUAUUGGGGCAGAGGCUGGGGCAGGACACUAGUCAUCUGAAAGAAGAAGUCAAGGGCAUGUUUGACGACAGAAAGAUGGCUGUGAGGAUGGAGCAGAAGACCAUGGAGAGCAAGAUCCAAGAGCUGAAUUACAAGAUCACGGUGGCUCUCAACUCCGAUGCACGCUCUGAGGUUGAAGGUCUCCGUUGGAUCAUCACUCGCCGCGCUGUCACCGCUCUGGUCGUGGUUGCCGUCGCAAUUCUUGCAACGCUGCGCUUCUCGUCUUACAUGACCCACACACAGGCUAUGGAGAGGAUGAAUUUAACAAAGCCCGCUGCGUCGGAAAAGAAGAAGGAAGAGGCACAGGAUAACAAGGCGACUACGAGCAGUGGAGGCUCUUCCAAGGCGCACGGAAGCGAUGCAGCCAUGGGGGCCUGGGCGGAGAGCCCAGCGGUCAAGGCUUUCGGGGUAGAGGGAGCUGGGGAUGGUGUGAUGAUCAGCGAGGGAGGCGUGAGCCUAGGCUAA